UCAACCGCCUUUGAUAGGAAUCUCAAUUCACCAAGGCUCAUUAUUUUACAGACCUCCAAGUGGUCCUCUAACGAAUAUUCCUGAAGUCUUUGAAUUCCAUCAAUUUUUCGAAAUGAGUCGCCCAUCUCCAAUUGAUUGCUUCUCAGUGGUUCCACUACCUGCAAAUGAAUCACAAACCACUGACAUCCACGCAAUCACGCCGAACCCUCCCGGUACUCGUGGCGAUGCCCCUAACCUUCCCACAAUCUCCACAACUGGUGUUGACCACGCAGAUUCCAGCUGUCCAGGUGCUGAUGCUCGUGGCGAUGCCCAUAACCCUUCUGCAACAUCACAAGUCACUGACAUCGAUCAUUCAACCAGCUGUCCUGGUGCUAUAGCCAGAAUUAAGGAGUUUUUUGUGAAAAUGUUACACAACAACAGUGCUAAAUUGGCCAUUUGUGCAACAGGCAUAUUCGUCUGUUAUUUCUACUAUGGGGUACUCCAGCAGAAAAUAACCCAGGGUAUUUACGGUGAGGGCGAAAAUAAGGAGAAUUUCACGUAUAUGUUUGCCUUGGUGUCCUUGCAAUGUGCCAUAAACUAUGGUUUCGCCAAACUACUGUUGGUGACUGUCAUGAGAGAGGGCGAAGACAGUACUAAGACUGUUUACUAUGCUACUUCAGCCCUGUGUUAUUUAUUGGCAAUGGUGUGCAGUAAUAUGGCACUACAAUUUGUGAGUUAUCCAGCCCAGGUUGUUGGCAAGGCUGGAAAACCUAUUCCUGUUAUGCUCCUGGGAGUUCUUCUUGGUCAUAAGUCUUACCCUCUUCGGAAGUACGUUUUCGUCUCCCUGAUCGUCUCAGGUGUCAUCCUCUUCAUGUACAAGGAUGGAAAGUCUUCAGGGAAAUCAGAACGAGUUGGGUUUGGCGAGUUACUCCUGUUCCUUUCACUGGCGAUGGACGGAUUGAUAAGUGCAGUGCAGGAGCGAAUGCGAGCAGAACACAAAACAAGAUCUGGACACAUGAUGCUCAACAUGAACUUCUGGUCCACGAUAUUCAGUGGAGUUGUUAUCAUCAUGUCCGGUGAACUCGUACAAUUUGUUGCAUUUAUAGAGAGACAUCCCAGCUCCAUUAUUCAUAUACUAACAUUGGCUAUGGCUGGUGCAUUAGGUCAAUUUUUCAUAUUUUUGACAGUAGCCGAAUUUGGGCCUCUGCCGUGUUCAAUCAUAACGACCACUAGGAAAUUUUUCACUAUUUUGGGUUCUGUACUAUUGUUUGGCAGUACACUUCUACCUAGACAAUGGGUGGGUACGUUCAUUGUAUUCUCAGGAUUGUUCCUAGAUGCUGUUUACAGUAAAAGUAAAAAUGUGAAAAAGGAGACAGAUAAAUAGGUCAGUUCACUGGUUAAUAUUUCGCAUAAUUCACACAAUACUUCCAAUUCAUUAGUGUUUCGCACCAUCUCAAUGAUUCAGUUCUGUAUGGUCGGCAUGUUUAGUACAAAUUAAUUGUUCACAUCACUUUUAAAUUAGGACAAUUCUCAUUUUCAAUUGACAUUUUGAAACGAAUCCAUGAGAAAUGACUGAAUACCAAAAAAUAAUUAUGAAAUAAUGUAAAAGAGACAACAACAAGAUUAUGACACACUUUUUGAAUCAUCAAAUUGGAUGGGAGUUGAUAUUUUGUUGAAAUAAAUGAAUAAAUGUACUUAUGUUUCAUGAA
This is a messenger RNA of Diachasmimorpha longicaudata, 1688 nucleotides long. RefSeq names its product medial glomeruli (gene meigo). The transcript is spliced from 2 exons. The record is from RefSeq and is a predicted model, not a curated record. Gene Ontology annotation, molecular function: UDP-glucose transmembrane transporter activity; UDP-galactose transmembrane transporter activity. Gene Ontology annotation, cellular component: endoplasmic reticulum membrane; Golgi membrane. The coding region runs from base 113 to 1363 and encodes 416 amino acids. NCBI's taxonomy places the organism in Eukaryota, Metazoa, Arthropoda, Insecta, Hymenoptera, Braconidae. Gene Ontology annotation, biological process: UDP-galactose transmembrane transport.